UCAGCCCCCUAAUCAAAUCACCAGAUACCCAAUGAAUCGAAUGCCCACCCACACCACCACUUCGAUCUCCCUUCUCCAAUCCCAAUGUCCAUAUUAUAUAUAUAUGUACUAUAUAUAUGAGCUCCCUCGACACCCUCUCACCCUCUUACCUCAACCACAGAGCGCACCAUGAGACCCGGCCAGGACCCCUCGACUCGGCCCGGCCCACCGAGCCGCACCCGGCGCCGCCCCGACCUCACCCUUCCCCUCCCCCUCCGCGACGCCUCCCUCGCCGUCCCCCUCCCCCUCCCCCCGCCCUCCGCCCCCGCCGCACCCCCGCAGGUCCCCGAUCUCGCCGACCUCGAGCGCGUCCGCCGCGUCGGCAGCGGCGCGGGCGGCACGGUGUGGAUGGUCCGCCACCGCCUCACCGGCCGCGUCUACGCGCUCAAGGUGAUCCAUGGCCACCACGACGACGGCGUCCGGCGCCAGAUGCGCCGCGAGAUCGAGAUCCUCCGCGCCACCGACAGCCCCUCCGUGGUGCGGUGCCACGGGUGCUACGACCGGGGCGGGGAGAUCCAGGUGCUCCUUGAGUACAUGGACGGCGGGUCCCUGGAAGGCCGCCGCAUCGCCUCGGAGGCCCAGCUCGCCGACGUGGCGCGGCAGGUCCUGGCGGGGCUCGCGUACCUCCACCGCCGCCGGAUCGUGCACCGCGACAUCAAGCCGUCCAACCUCCUGAUCAACGGCGCGGGGGAGGUCAAGAUCGCCGACUUCGGAGUCGGCCGGAUCCUGGCGCAGACGAUGGACCCCUGCAACUCCGCGGUUGGGACGAUCGCCUACAUGAGCCCCGAGCGGAUCAACACCGACCUCAACGAGGGCGCCUACGACGGCCGCGCCGGCGACAUCUGGAGCUUCGGGGUCAGCGUCCUCGAGUUCUACCUGGGCCGCUUCCCCUUCGGCGAGCGGCUCGGGAGGCAGGGCGACUGGGCGAGUCUCAUGGUGGCCAUCUGCUACGCGGCGCCGCCGGAGGCGCCGCCCACCGCAUCCCCGGAGUUCCGUAGCUUCGUCGCUUCCUGCCUGCAGAAGGAGCCCGCGCGGAGGCUCACGGCGUCGCAGCUCCUGCGCCAUCCCUUCGUGGCCCAGUCGCCGGUGGCCGCUCCGCCGGAUCUCUCAUCUCUGAGACUCGGAUAGACGGCCAAGACGACCUCCGAGGAUAAGAAUGAUUGUGUCUUUUUUUCGGAAAACCCCCUGGAAAGUUGACAUUUUGGAAGGCGGCCAGUGAGAUGGUAGUUGUAUUUUGUUCGAAAAAGCCCCUCGAAGAAAAAGAAUUGGAAGGUGGGCACCAAACAGAGGAGACUUAUUGUAGAAUUAGUUCCCUUUCUCCUCCUAUUUCUAUUUCGCAUUUAUUUUAUUUGAAUUUUACAUCUUGUCAAAAUAUUACUCCGACUAAAUCCCCAAUGUUGUUGUCGUAAUUUAAUUCUUACAAAUGGGGCAGAGGUUUUUAUAUUCA
Messenger RNA from Musa acuminata AAA Group (dessert banana), 1486 nucleotides. RefSeq names its product mitogen-activated protein kinase kinase 5-like. Lineage: Eukaryota; Viridiplantae; Streptophyta; Magnoliopsida; Zingiberales; Musaceae. The coding region runs from base 169 to 1167 and encodes 332 amino acids. The record is from RefSeq and is a predicted model, not a curated record. Gene Ontology annotation, biological process: protein phosphorylation; MAPK cascade. The transcript has a single exon. Gene Ontology annotation, molecular function: ATP binding; MAP kinase kinase activity.